This is a messenger RNA of Rotaria socialis, 1782 nucleotides long. Lineage: Eukaryota; Metazoa; Rotifera; Eurotatoria; Philodinida; Philodinidae. The record is from the annotation of a GenBank genome assembly.
AUGCCAACAUCAAGUCAAUCAAAAAUCCUUUCUGUUAUUGAUUAUCAAUCGGUUCAACAACAGCCUAUUGGUCAAGAUGAAGUAUCCAAGCAAAACGUUCGUAGUUCUGCUAAUAAAAAUUCACUAAAUGAAACAAAACGGCGUCAUAGCAAAGAUGAACGUCGUGCAUCAGUCGAAAAUAAAAAUGGUGAAGAUAAUCAUGCUCCAUCACCAUUUAAUUCAAAUGCUCGACGAUUAAAUUCAGGCAAAAAUAAUGAUGCAAGAAUUAGAAAUAUUCGGAAAUGUCAGAGACAUUUCAGAUGUAUGCAUUAUGAUCAUUCUGGUCCGUCAUUUCGUAAGGGUUUACAAUCAACACGGGCGACUCAACGUGGUGCUGAUAUACUACAUGUACCUGUUAUCAAUCUUAAUAAUAUGGCACAAAAUCAAUCACGAAUACCGUCGAGUUCUGUUAGUGGAAAUGAUAAUCGACAAAAUCGAACCGUUAAUACAAAUGACGGUACAAAAUUUACAUUAGCUGAUGGAACAAUGAAAUUAUCUCAGUAUCAUCGAAAUUCAAUAGAUUCAGAAAAUGAUACUCAAAUGGAAAUUAAUAAUCAAUCAAAACAAAUAAAAAAAUAUCCAACACCAGUUAGUGCUGACGAAAAUACAACAUCUGAAUCAGAUAUAGAUCAAGGUGAUGAUGAUAAUGGUGAAAACAAUAAUGAUGAUUCAAAACGUGAACGACGAUCAAGUUUAUUAAAUGAAAAUGCUCGACGUUUACUUAUUUUGGGUACUAUACGACCAUCAAAAACUUUCUAUAAAAAUUUAUCGGACGCUGAUGCUGAUCAUCUUAUGGAAUAUUUUCGUAAAAUGAAAACUUCACAUCAACGACUGACGUCAGAAGAAAUACAUCAAGAAUUAUCAACUAAAUUUGUUGAAUAUAAACCAAAGAUAUUUUUUGAUUCGGCUUCUGUAACAAAACAUCAAGUAACAGAUAUCGAAAAAAUAGUUGAGCAAUAUGCUGAUAAAAUUCGUACUCAAAAGGCUGAAUUUGCUAAACUUGAUAAUCCAAUGCGCUUUGUUAUAAGACAACUUGAUAAUGAUAAACCAUUAACAAUUAUACCACGUGAAUAUAAUGAUUGCUUUAUUACACUUGUGACACGUUCAGAUCCAUUACGUAAAUCAGAUUUAGUUACUGGACUUGUCCAGGAGAAACUUUUAGAAGAUGUCAAAGCUAAUUCAUUAGAUAUUAGUUACUUUCCCGGUGGUGUUAAUUAUGAUGUACCACGUGAUGAAAUUGAUGAAGAUGGUCAAAUGAAUUUGGAGACAUAUCAAAAAUUAAAAAAGCGUUUGAACAGUCGUAAAGUUUGGUACUUUGAUGGACCACCAGAAAAAAAACCAAAUGCUUUCUUAGCUACUGUUCCACCAGAUACAACAAUUACAAUUGAUCAUCAACGUUUACUAGAUGCUCUUUAUGAUCGUUUAAGAAGUUCAUCAACAAAUGCUAAUUCUACGAUUGAACAACAAAUCCUAUCAAUUGAAUUCUCUCCAUUAAGUUGUAUAUUUAAUUCAAAUGAUAUAUCAAAUCAAUUCAUUGUUGAUUGUGAUACAAUGGAAACAAAACAAAAACUAUUGGAAAAACCUUUAAGAAUUGUUUCAAAUAAACAUUCAGUAAAUCUUGAAUUACAAUCCUACGAUGAAAAUAUCCAAAGAGAAUAUGAAAAAUUUAUUAAAUCAGAAAAAUAUCGAGAAUUAAUAAAAAACCAUGAUUCAGCUGUUAAACGAGCAUCAAAGACAAAAUAG